CUUGGCAAAGUAAGAAUGAGGGGCAACGUUCUAAACUCUUAUCCAUUUCUAGAGGCAGAAAAAAGUCGAAUGCUAAAACCACUCGUGAAUUUCCCAAUCCAUGCCACCUUGAUUCCUUCUUGUUCUGUGAUGCUUGGAAAAACUGAAUAAUGGAAGUAGAGAUCAAGCUUCGUCUCCCAGACUCAGCCACUCACCAGAAACUAUCCAACUUGCUUGCACCUUUCCACACCAAAACCUUAAUCCAAGAAAACAUCUUCUUCGAUGGCAUGAACAAAGAGCUCACUUCAAACCUCGCCGUUCUCCGAAUCCGCUUCUACGACUUGGAACACUGCGUCCUUUCCUUGAAGGCCAAGCCAGUGAUCUCGGCCGGUAUAAGCCGCAUGGAGGAGCACGAGGAGCCGUUCGACGUCGCACUUGGCCGUGCAUGCAUUGCUGAGCCAUGGAGGCUCUUAUCCGUGGAGUCCUCAGAGAUACUCAAGAGGGUGAGGGAUGAGUACCGUGUUGGAGAAAAUGGGGUGGUGUGCUUAGGUGGGUUUAGGAAUGUGAGGGCUGUGCAUCAGUGGAAAGGCUUGAAACUGGAACUUGAUGAGACCAACUAUGAUUUCGGGACAAACUACGAGUUAGAAUGUGAGAGUGACGACCCAGAGAGACACAAGAGAUUGCUUGAGGAGUUUCUUCAGGGGAAUGGAAUCAAUUAUUCUUAUUCCAAACUUUCCAAAUUUGCUGUUUUUCAGUCCAGGAAGUUGCCUGGAUGAGGAACAAAUGUUAUUGAUGAAUGCAUUAUAUUAUGCUUUAUUUCGUGCAUAUUAUGUUAUUGUUUAAGAAAGUUAAAAACACAUUUUUUUUUUACAUUA
This is a messenger RNA of Glycine soja, 854 nucleotides long. RefSeq names its product triphosphate tunnel metalloenzyme 3-like. Bases 150 to 755 code for a protein of 201 amino acids. The record is from RefSeq and is a predicted model, not a curated record. NCBI's taxonomy places the organism in Eukaryota, Viridiplantae, Streptophyta, Magnoliopsida, Fabales, Fabaceae. The transcript has a single exon.